Molecule: messenger RNA, 729 nt
Organism: Symbiodinium sp. CCMP2456
Lineage: Eukaryota; Dinophyceae; Suessiales; Symbiodiniaceae
Source: the annotation of a GenBank genome assembly
AUGCUGAUGAUGCGCGCCCCGGGUCCCGGACUGGGGCGGCUGAUGCUCACGAUGCGCGUCCUUUGGCUUGGUCGUGAAAUCAAGAUGCUUGCUGACAACGUGAAGUUGAGAGUCCACAUCCCACCACAUGACUGCGACCGGAUACAUCAUACAUUGGCACUGCGUUGGCAAGAGGAGCAUCGGCAUCGGCGCACGGCUCAGCUGACAGAAGCCCGGCAGCUGCGUGAGCAGCAGGACCGCGAAUACGAGGAGGCGCUAUUUCAAGACCAGCUCGCAGCGGUACGCCGCGCCGAGGGUGAGGAGUCUCAAGCGUCCCCUGCAGCAGAUGCAGUGGCUCAGGAAGAGGCUGCAGGCGAGGAGGAGCGGAGGGCGAAACAGAGAGCAGCUGAGGAGGCUGCGGCUGCUGCAGAAGCAGAGGAAGAGGCACGGCGUAAACAGCGCGGUGCAGAGAUCCUCGCAAUUCCUGAACCCGCCACGGGUGCCGAACCCACUGCAAGGAUUCGGCUCCAGCUACCCUCCGGCGAGCGCCUGCAACGGAACUUUCGAGCAGACCAGUGUUUGGAAGAGGUCUACGAUUGGGCGCACUGCUGCCGCCCACAAGCAAAGCCGAAGCGCUUCGAGCUUUGCAUCAGUUUUCCGGCCAGAACUCUGACAGAGCGGUCAGCCACUCUCCAGGAGUUGGACUUGGUUCCCAGUGCUGCGCUGGUGCUGCGUGAAGCAGAAAGCUAG